Messenger RNA from Ornithodoros turicata, 1141 nucleotides. RefSeq lists its product as uncharacterized. NCBI's taxonomy places the organism in Eukaryota, Metazoa, Arthropoda, Arachnida, Ixodida, Argasidae. The coding region runs from base 90 to 959 and encodes 289 amino acids. The record is from RefSeq and is a predicted model, not a curated record. The transcript is spliced from 7 exons.
CUAGCUGUUUCAUUCUGAACGGAUCAAUUGGUCGAGCACGAGGCUCAACUACGUACUUCUCAUCCAAGUCUUACCAAGAAGAGAACGCAAUGGAACCACACUUCGGAUGGCCUAAACAGGACGAAGUGUUCCGUGAGUUGCAGAAAAUCCGACGAAAAGAGGGCUACCAUGUAAUAUUUGAGACUCCAAGAACGGGCAAAAUUCUCCAGCCUUUCCCACAAGCAACUACCGGUUUUUAUGUCAGUCUACUCUUCUACCACGCUACAGACAAUCCCUCGAUGGACGUCAAAUACUUCAAUCAAAAGGAUGCCGGGAACUGCUACAUUAGUGCAGUAGUAAGCAACGGAAAGCGGCUGCGCUGCCUCUGUUCCAAGUCCCAAUCCGACACGAGAUCUGACAAACAAUCUGGCGGUCUUGUUCUGACGAAGGGCGAUUAUACUUUGUUGCAGUUUCACAUGAGCGGGAAUGAAGGCAGGAUCUUCAUGAACGCCUACAGCUUCCUCCUGCAUGUGUUCGACGACCGCCGGCUGGACUGCAUCCAAGUGGAUCUGUCAGAUACUGCUCCACUGCAGGAAUUCCACGUGACGCAGGAUAAUGUGGGCUUCCCCAGUCCAUACUUUCCCACGGACAGCUCAUUGCUGGCGCUUCCUGGUACUAUGGCAUAUGUACAAGUCGGAUCUGUUACGACUGUCACUGGAAGACCCGAUAGCUCCGGGGAUCCGGCCAGUGUCAAAUUGUCGAACCCGAACUUCGAGAGGACGCUGUAUCUGGGCUUCCCACCACAAGGACAGUUCAACAUCACCGUCAGGAUACUGGCCACUUCUGCGGUAUUGGACGCCAGCUUCGUGAAGAGACCCAGUGUACUAGAGAGUAGCGACUCAAUGAAGGAGACAGAUAUCUAUUUUCUCAACGUGGAAAUUCUGAAUAUGAUACAUGAGUGUGGCAUCGGCAAUGAUUGAGUUCCGAAACGGUCUGUUGUGCCUCUUUCUCAACGAGGGUGCAGUUGCUGGUGAGCUGCAUGGAAACAGCUCCGCCUGUGUGUGUGUUGUUCCAGUGCCAUUCUUUGCAUGGUUUCUGUCUUCUUGUUUAAGUUUUGUUUGGAUUGCAAAUAAAAUGCGAUGAAAAAUAAACACUCUACAUG